Helianthus annuus (common sunflower) is the source of this 1635-nucleotide messenger RNA. Its product is annotated as ureide permease 1-like. The record is from RefSeq and is a predicted model, not a curated record. The coding region runs from base 213 to 1412 and encodes 399 amino acids. Gene Ontology annotation, cellular component: membrane. Gene Ontology annotation, molecular function: uracil:monoatomic cation symporter activity; allantoin:proton symporter activity. The transcript has 8 exons. Gene Ontology annotation, biological process: nitrogen compound transport. Lineage: Eukaryota; Viridiplantae; Streptophyta; Magnoliopsida; Asterales; Asteraceae.
AUGAUAGACAAAUGAUAUUUGCAAGCUCACACCUCCAAUCUCCUCUCUCCAAGGCACCCUUGUAUUAUAUUUUAUAUAAUCUCUUAAACUUUGUCUUCACAGAAACAACCAACCCUUGGAUCUUUGAGGAUCUCCAACUGCAUCUUCAACAAAUCUUGAUCCCAUUUCUGAGUUACCCCAUAUAGGGUUGAUUCAAAUAUAGUUUCUUGAAGAUGUAUGUGGUGGAUAGCAGAGGAGGAGCAAUAGCAUGCAUGCUGCUUGCAUUACUCUUCUUAGGAACAUGGCCCGCCAUUUUAACGUUGUUAGAACGACGUGGUCGGCUUCCUCAACACACUUAUCUUGAUUACACAAUCACCAAUCUUUUGGCUGCUGUCAUAAUCGCUUUCACAUUUGGGGAACUUGGCCACACGAAUGACGAUAAGCCCAAUUUUCUAGUCCAGCUUUCUCAGAAUAAUUGGCCGAGCAUUCUGUUCGCAAUGGUGGGUGGGGUGGUUUUAAGUCUGGGAAAUCUGUCAACGCAAUAUGCAUGGGCAUUUGUCGGUUUAUCUGUCACCGAGGUGAUCACCUCAAGUAUUACUGUUGUCAUAGGUACGACUUUGAACUACUUUUUAGACGACAAGAUCAACCGAGCCGAGAUACUGUUCCCUGGCGUCGCGUGUUUCUUGAUUGCGGUUUGUUUAGGCUCUUUUGUGCAUGCAUCUAACGCCAAAGAUAAUAAAACAAAGCUUGAAAGAUUAGGCGCGGGUGAAAAAGGAGUUAUUAGUAACGGAUCAAACCCGAUUCCAAAAAAAGAUUUGGAGAAUGGAAGUGUUAAAGUCGAGAAAGCGAAAGUAGGGACCGCAAGUUUUCUAAUUGAACUCGAAAGCCGAAGAGCAAUCAAGGUGUUUGGGAAAAGCACUUUGAUUGGUUUGUCGAUAUGUUUCUUCGCGGGAGUGUGUUUCUCACUUUUCUCACCGGCUUUUAAUCUCGCAACCAAUGACCAAUGGAAUACAUUGGACGAUGGCGUCCCUCACUUAAGCGUCUACACCGCUUUCUUCUACUUCUCGUGCUCGUGUUUUGUGAUUGCCAUAAUCUUGAACAUUACAUUCCUUUACCGCCCUGCGUUCAACUUGCCUCGAUCUUCAAUCAAGGCGUAUCUAAACGACUGGGACGGUAGAGGCUGGGCGUUUCUGGCUGGAUUUUUGUGCGGUUUCGGGAACGGUCUCCAGUUUAUGGGAGGUCAAGCUGCUGGUUAUGCUGCAGCUGAUGCAGUUCAGGCACUUCCACUUGUAAGUACCUUUUGGGGGGUGCUCUUUUUUGGUGAGUAUCGCAAAUCGUCGAGAAGAACAUACGUGCUUCUCGUAGGCAUGCUUUCCAUGUUUAUUGUGGCUGUUGGAGUUUUAAUGGCGUCAUCAGGACACCGAAAACAUUAAACACGUUAUGUCGUUACCUUAAAAUUAUCGAAAGGCAAAAAUGUUACUGAUCGUCAACAUUGUACAGGAAAAAAGAACAAAUUUGAUUACAAAGGCACUAAACAUAUAAGAAUCUGUUAUUCUGAUAUCAAAUUGAAAGUUGUACCAUAGGAAUAAGUUGAAAUUAUGGGCUUGUAUUAAGUACAUUCAUUUAUCAAUAUAUAUUUAGGCAUUUGGUUUUGUU